Molecule: messenger RNA, 2443 nt
Organism: Pollicipes pollicipes
Lineage: Eukaryota; Metazoa; Arthropoda; Thecostraca; Pollicipedomorpha; Pollicipedidae
Product: sortilin-related receptor-like
Exons: 1
Coding region: 20-1606 (528 amino acids)
Cellular component (GO): plasma membrane
Molecular function (GO): protein binding
Source: RefSeq, a predicted model, not a curated record
UGAGCGUACCGCGGGCCGGAUGGCGCCGCCACCGAGCGCCCCACCGCGCCCGGCGCUGGCCAACGGCACGGCCACAUGCGCCGGCUCGCUGUUCCGCUGCGACGACGGCCGCUGCAUCGAGUGGGCGCUCGUCUGCGACGCCUCGCCCGACUGCCGAGACGGCUCGGACGAGGCGGCUUGCCAGCCUCGCCGGCGGCCGCGCAGGGGCGUCGGCGGCUGCACUGACAAGGAGUUCCGCUGCCUGGACGGCACGUGCAUCGAACGGUGCUACACGUGCGAUACGCGGCCCGACUGCCCCGACGGCUCAGACGAGCACGCGGACCACGGCUGCGCCCUGCUCUGCGGACCAGGCGAGUUCCGGUGCGACAACAGGUGUCUUCCGAACUCAAAGCUGUGCGACGGUGUGAGGGACUGCAUCUUGGGCAACGAUGAAGUCGGAUGUCCGACGCUACCGCCGCCGCCUCCGCCGCCGCCAUCGUUCUGCACUGACAAGGAGUUCCGCUGUCUGGACGGCACGUGCAUCGAACGGUGCUACACGUGCGAUACGCGGCCCGACUGCCCCGACGGCUCAGACGAGCACGCGGACCACGGCUGCGCCCUGCUCUGCGGACCAGGCGAGUUCCGGUGCGACAACAGGUGUCUUCCGAACUCGAAGCUGUGCGACGGCGUGAGGGACUGCAUCCUGGGCAGUGACGAGGUCGGGUGUCCGACGGCGCCCACGGUAGCGCCAUGUUCCUACUACGAGUUCCGGUGCGACGGGCGAUGCCUGGACAAUGGGAGGCGCUGCGAUGGAAGGAGGGACUGCUCCGACGGUUCUGAUGAAAGGGGAUGUCGCCCCACCACCACAACCCCAAGACCUUGCUCGUAUUACGAGUUCCGUUGCGACGGAAGAUGUUUGGACUUUGGGAGACGUUGUGAUGGAAGGAGAGAUUGUUCCGACGGCUCCGACGAAAGAGGAUGCCGUCCCACCACCACAACCCCAAGACCUUGCCUCUAUUACGAGUUUCUUUGUGACGGGAGAUGUCUGGAUCUAGGGAGGCGUUGCGACGGAAGAAGGGACUGCUCCGACGGUUCCGAUGAAAGGGGAUGCCGUCCCACCACCACAACCCCAAGACCUUGCUCGUAUUACGAGUUCCGUUGCGACGGGCGAUGUUUGGACGUUGGGAGACGUUGUGAUGGAAGGAGGGACUGCUCUGACGGCUCCGACGAAAGGGGAUGUCGUCCCACUACAACAACCCCAAGACCGUGCGCAAGCUACGAGUUCCGUUGUGAUGGGCGAUGCCUGGACACCAGCCAUCGCUGUGAUGGCGUGCCCGAGUGCUCGGACGGCUCCGACGAGCGAGGAUGCCCGGAGCCGCAGCCGGUGACCGGCUGCGCCGACAACGAGUUCCACUGCCUCAGCGGCGAAUGCAUCGACAGCUGCUACAUGUGCGAUGGCCGCAAGGACUGCGCCGACAACUCUGACGAGUCGCACCAACACGGCUGCUCGCGUUUAGCGCCGUGCGCGGGCAGCGAGUACCGCUGCGACGACCGCUGCAUGCCGGCCGAGACACUCUGCGACGGCAAACGGGACUGCUCCGACGGCCACGACGAGCGGGACUGCUGAGACGGCCACGACGAGCGGGACUGCUGAGACGGCCGCGACGAGCGGGACUGCUGAGACGGCCGCGACGAGCGGAACUGCUCCGACGGCCACGACGAGUGGGACUGCUGAGGCGGGUCGCGACUAGCGGGACUGCUGAGGCGGCCGCGACGAGCGGGACUGCUGAGGCGGCCGCGACGAGCGGGACUACUCCAACGGCCACGACGAGCGGGAUUGCUCCGACGGCCACGACGAGUGGGACUGCUGAGACAGCCGCGACUAGCGGGGCUGCUGAGGCGGCCGCGACGAGCGGAACUGCUCGGACGGCCACGACGAGCGGGACUGCUGAGGCGGCCGCCGCCCGGCGGCGAUAGUCGGCGCUGGGCGCGGUGCACCGCCGCGGGCGAUGCAGCUUUCUGGGAAGAGAUCGUAAAUCAGCUAAGAGGUGACAGCAUUGUAACGCACCCAUGCCCAUACUCCACUGGCGGAUGGACCUUCGGGGCUCGGGGGCCGGCAAGACUGUGGACAUGGCAACGAUCGCCUGCCUUUCUGGUGGGGAGCUGGUUUGUUGAUCCGAAAGCAUCGUGCGACUUUAUUUGGUGCGGUGCCUCCUCUUAGCCGCAACUGGCAGAGCGCGGCGACUAAGCCGUUGCGUUUCUUUGCCAUGGCCCCGUGCAUAUUGCCACAUAUGUUGAUGCGAGUCAGUGUGCCUUGAUGACGUGUCUCAAAAAGGCACUAGUCCGGAGUUCGAGGUCUAUUUGUUUGUGAGACGGAACUUGUGCGGAUGAUUCUGCCGCGGGACUGGGUGCAUUGUCAUUAGUGCGGGGAGAUGUCUUGUUUUUCUCAAAAUAUACGACAAAA